AUGUCCCAACAACCCGCUCAACCCAAUAGCCCCAAAAAGGAGGAUGGGUUGAAAAUAAUCCUAACAGGAGGCGCCGGCUGCAUCGGUUUCGCAAUCCUCAAAUCCCUCCUAACCCACCAUCCAACCGCAAUCAUACACAUCCUCGACAUUACCUCUCCAUCAUUCGCCGAUUAUCCAUUCAAUCUAUUCGAGCAGGUAUAUAAAAAUGGACAACUCCAUUUCCAUAACGCGGAUAUCACGUCCCCUCCCGCAUUGGGCAGGAUAUUUAAAUCCGUGAGACCGACAGUGGUUAUUCAUUCAGCAUCGAUUAUUCCUUCGGCUGCUAAGAAGAAGCGAUUGAGCGAUGAGGAGUUGUGGAAGGUUAAUGUUGACGGGACGAGGAAUGUGAUUGAUAUCGCUGAAAAGACUGAGGAGGUUGAGGUAUUGGUGUAUACGAGUUCGUGUGAUGCUGUCAAACCGGAUAGUUGGAUGGAUUUGGUGAAUGCCUCGGAAAUUCAGACGGAGCAUCUUAGGGAGGGGGAAAAGUGGGAUAGUGAGUAUGCUAGGACUAAGGCAAAAGCAGAAUCCCUCAUCCUCUCCCCAACACUGAGAAUAAGAACAUGCGCAAUCCGCACGCACGGCGUCGUGGGCACGCUAGAUGCAAAUCUGUUCCCUUUAAUAGCGACAAGUCCACGCAGGAUCAGCCUAGGCUCGGGGAAGAAUUUAUAUGAUUUUUCGUCUGCUGAUAAUGUCGGUUUGGCGCAUGUGUUGGCUAUGAAUAACCUACUUGAUUCUCCAGAUCAUAAAAAAGAAAGCGCAAAUCGGCGCGCUUUUUUCGUUACGGAUGGAUCUCCAAAACCAUUCAGGGAAUUACAAGAAAUGAUCUGGCGGAUUGUGGAUGAUGAGCCUGACAAAAGCUAUGGAAGAUAUACGGUUAUUCCGGUUUGGCUAUUUACGGCUAUACUGAAGAUAGUGUCGUUGUUUUCGAAGACGACUGCUAUCUCGCCGAGUGAAGUUGGUGAUGCGGUUGCGAUGAGGUAUUUUGAUAUUGGCGAGGCGAGACGGGUGUUGGGGUAUGAGCCUGAGGGGAAUAAGAGGUUGAAAGAGUCGUUUAGGGAGGCGUGGGAGUGGUGGAGGAGGGUUCAGAGUUAG
Talaromyces stipitatus ATCC 10500 is the source of this 1131-nucleotide messenger RNA. Its product is annotated as hydroxysteroid dehydrogenase, putative. Gene Ontology annotation, biological process: steroid biosynthetic process. The record is from RefSeq and is a predicted model, not a curated record. The transcript is spliced from 2 exons. Gene Ontology annotation, molecular function: 3-beta-hydroxy-Delta5-steroid dehydrogenase (NAD+) activity. NCBI's taxonomy places the organism in Eukaryota, Fungi, Ascomycota, Eurotiomycetes, Eurotiales, Trichocomaceae. Bases 1 to 1131 code for a protein of 376 amino acids.